Messenger RNA from Gloeophyllum trabeum ATCC 11539, 2122 nucleotides. RefSeq lists its product as uncharacterized. Bases 212 to 2122 code for a protein of 636 amino acids. Gene Ontology annotation, molecular function: Arp2/3 complex binding. The transcript has 8 exons. Lineage: Eukaryota; Fungi; Basidiomycota; Agaricomycetes; Gloeophyllales; Gloeophyllaceae. Gene Ontology annotation, biological process: endocytosis; actin cortical patch localization; actin cortical patch assembly. The record is from RefSeq and is a predicted model, not a curated record. Gene Ontology annotation, cellular component: actin cortical patch.
GCCGUUACACAACUGCAUACAUAUGAUUCACUGGAGGACAGCUUGCCUACCACUGCUUGGUUGCUGAGGCCAGGGUAUAAAACGAACACCCACCAUCUGCUCUGUCGUCGACGCCGCAUCAGCCGCAUCAGGCUGGCGGAAAUACUCAGGCUGUCAGGGAUCACUCUAGGGCGGUAGAGCUUGCAACAUCCAAACUGGCUUGCGCUCGACCAUGGACGUCUUCGGAGUGACUUAUUUGAUUGAAAAUGCUCAGCAGUUCUGGUCGGAGCUGGAGGAUAUUCUGCGGAUACCCCCCGAUGUGACGCUGAGCCAGCUGGAUGCGACCUUGAGGCGGUUCAUUCAGCUAGCGGCAGCGUACCAUGAGCAAUACUUGCAAAGUCCCCUGCAGAUGGAACAUGCAUGUGGGCUUCUGCUGGACUCGGAGUUGUUCAAGUUCCACUCGGAGCGGAUGUGCGAAUUGUGUCUGGAGGACGCCCAACACGACACGAAUCCGCAUUGUCAGUUCAUCCUGUACAAUGUCCUGCUAAUGUACGGGCGCCGAAACACUACUUUCCUCCGCUCGCACAAGCGGUGGCAGCCGCUCAUACCCUUCUUCAUGGAUCAUAUCCUCUAUGAUGUCGAUCCGGAGCUGGAAGAUACCUACUCGGGGAACACCGCGCCCUCGGGGUCCCGCGGCCUCGUUAUACCCAUUGAAGUGAAGCUGCGGUCGAUGUCGGUGCGGCUGUUGUACGAGGUGUGCAGGGUGCAGAAGUUGUCUGUUCAUGAUUUACGUAUAUUUGAUGAUAAUUUCAUUGACCGGCUGUUUGACCUCGUCGAGGAGACGAGGAAUCUGCAGGAUGAAACCUUUAAUUACUCAGUGAUCAAACUGAUUGUAGCCCUCAAUGAACAGUUCAUGGUGGCCUCGUUGAGUCCUUCUGACAAAGCUGCGGUGCAGCAUGGCGAUGGCCCGAAACCCGAAGUUCAAAAUCGCGUGUUACGAGUUCUCAUGAGACGAUUAGGCUCGAGCAUGACGUUCGGCGAGAAUCUGAUCUUCAUGCUCAAUCGCGCAGGGCGGACACCCGAGGAUCGGUGCAUGCAGCUGCUCGUGCUCAAAAUCCUAUACCUCCUCUUCACCACCAAGGGUACUUCCGAGUACUUCUACACCAACGACCUGUGCGUACUAGUCGACGUCUUCCUGCGGGAGCUGGUGGACUUGGACGAAGAUGGCGAGAACGAAUCGCUCCGACAUACCUUUUUGCGCGUACUGCACCCGCUCUUGACGAAGACGCAGCUCAAGAAUGUGCCGUACAAGCGCCCACAGAUCGUGCGCACGCUCGAGUCGCUCAUCGAGAACGCGGAUAUCCGCGACGUCAACCCGACGACGAAGCGUCUAGUCGAGCGGUGUCUGAGCGGGGAGUGGUGCGUGCAGUUCCGCAAGAACAGCGGGGAGGGGAAGGCGAAGUUGAGGUUGGGAUACCUGAAUGUCGGGGUGGACUACCGCGUGGCGAGUCCGAGCAACGAUAACGUAGCCGCUGCGACGACCUCUUCCCAGAGCGCCACGAUUCAGAACGGGCUCCUCGCGCCUCAAGCGGAGAAGGAGCGGACGAAGGGCAAGAUGCUCAAGUCGAGCAGGAGCGUGGAUAAUAUGAAGGCGGCGGGAGCACCCCUACCUUCGUCAAGGACACAGGACUUGAGGAGGAAGCCGACGAACGAGAGCUCGUCGAGCCUGCCGCUCGUCGCAGCGGCGCGCCCCUCGCAAACCGCGCCGAAACGGCGGGACACCACCGCAUCGCUAGAUAACAGUGGAACCUCGUCGCCGGCAGAGUGGCCGGGGCGUGAGUACCCGUACGCGCAACCGCACCGCUCGGACUCGCUGGGCGCCGUCGACGGGAUCGUGAGCCCCACGCAUUCCGGCUCCUUCACCACGCUGACGGACGUGGCCGCGGCGCUCCCGCCGGCCGCUGCGAGAGUGAAGAGCGCGAAGGGCGUGAGCCAUAGGAGCGCCCCGCCGACGCCGCCCCCGAGGAGAAGGAAGCCCCCCGCUGUGCCGGUGGGGAAGACGAAUGGGGGGGCGACGAUCACGGCGAUUGCGAGUUCCGCGUCGCAGCCUGCGAUGCCGCAUUCACAUAGGGCGGUGAGUUAG